Molecule: messenger RNA, 1218 nt
Organism: Gracilinanus agilis (Agile Gracile Mouse Opossum)
Lineage: Eukaryota; Metazoa; Chordata; Mammalia; Didelphimorphia; Didelphidae
Product: transmembrane protease serine 11B-like
Exons: 9
Coding region: 1-1218 (405 amino acids)
Biological process (GO): proteolysis
Molecular function (GO): serine-type endopeptidase activity
Source: RefSeq, a predicted model, not a curated record
AUGAUUGUUCUUAUCUUACUUGGAACUCUAGUGAUCUUGGGAGUGACCAUUGGUCUCCUUGUUCAUUUUCUGGCAUUUGAGAAGACCCACUAUUACCAAGUUAGCUUUAAGGUAGCUGAUGCCCCACACGAUUAUGACUGUGAAAAAAUAGCUUCUCCGGGAAGCAGAGAUCUGAUAAAAAACAUAGAGAUUCUGAUAUCUAAUGCAUUUUAUAAUUCUCCUAUAUCCAAAGAGUAUAUUUUGUCACAACUCAUCCGUCUAUCUUCUGAGAUCAACGGAGCAACGGCUAAAAUUUUGCUGGUAUUUAAAUCUAAUCUUAAAAAGAAGAAUAACAUACAGAGAAGCCUUAGAAGUAUCUUACAUCAGAUGCUAAAAGAAAACAAAAAAUCUUUGUUCAUGGACCCCUCUUCUCUUAAGUUUUUUGAGAUCAGUAAAGAAGAUGCUAAAAAUCUUACUAUCAACUGUUGUGGGAGACAACUAAGCCCAAUAUCAGAUGACCUAAUAACAGGAAAUAACAGAAUAAUGGGAGGAGUCCCUUCCAAAGAAGGGGAAUGGCCAUGGCAAGCCAGUCUAAAAUGGAAUGGCCGCCACUGGUGUGGGGCAUCCCUGAUCAGCAAGAGGUGGCUGGUGUCUGCAGCUCAUUGUUUUAUAAGGUUUAUUGGCAUCAAAAAUUGGACUGUCACUUUUGGGAAUACAUUAAAUCAUCCCCACAUGACAAGAAAUAUUAAGGAAAUUAUUCUUCAUAAAGAUUAUCAAAGUCGCCUUCAAUAUGAUGAUAUUGCUUUGGUACAGCUUACUAAAGAAGUCACUUUUACAAAGAAUGUUCGUACUAUUUGUCUUCCUGACCCCACACAGAAUUAUACAGCAGGUGACAGGGCUAUUGUCACAGGAUGGGGAAAACUUAGUAUUAAUGGACCUUAUCCAAAGAAACUUCAACAAGCAACUGUGAAAAUCAUUGAUAGAGAUACUUGCAAUGCCCCACAGGCAUACCAUGGUUUGGUUACAGAUUCCAUGCUAUGUGCAGGAUAUAUGAGUGGGAAAGUUGAUUCCUGUGAGGCUGACUCUGGUGGCCCAUUAGUUUCUUUUGAUCACAUAGGUAGCUGGUACCUCACUGGAGUAGUGAGCUGGGGAGAAGGAUGUGGUAAAGUGAACAAGCCAGGUGUCUACACUAAAGUGGCUUCCUACCUUGACUGGAUUGCUAACAAAACUGGAAUUUAA